CCUAAAUUAAGGGUUUAUUAAACAAGUAGAUGGUCUCUUCCCGAGACCGAGAGUGAGUCACUGCUUGUUACUCUUUCUCUCAAAAAUGGGAAAUGUGAACGCUAAUCCUUCCGAACAAGAUGAACCACCUUUUUCCCCCACCGCGCCGGUGAACGGAGAUUUAACCGAUAACGCCAUGAUGACUCACUCUCCUCCCACAACCCCUAGAGCCACUCAUUCUCCACUCAUCUUCACUCCUCAAGUUCCUGUUGUUCCUUUACAAAGACCUGACGAGAUGCAUCACACUCAUUCAUGGACUCAAACUACUUCUGGUUAUGAAGAUAUUUACACUCAACACACUAUUCCAACUUUGAUUACUUGGAAUUAUGGUGGUAAACAUGUUUCUGUUGAGGGAUCUUGGGAUAAUUGGAAAUCAAGAACUCCAUUGCAGAGAUCAGGUAAAGACUUCACAAUAUUGAAGGUACUUCCCUCUGGUGUUUACCAGUAUAGAUUUGUUGUUGAUGGAAGAUGCAGUUACGCUCCGGAUUUGCCUUGGGAACGAGAUGAAGCUGGGAAUUCGUACAAUGUCUUGGACUUGCAGGAUUAUGUUCCUGAAGACAUUGGAAGCAUUUCUGGUUUUGAACCUCCUCAAUCACCAACCUCAAGUUACGAUAAUUCACAACUUAGUUCUGAAGAUUACGCGAAGGAACCACCAUUAGUUCCUCCCCACUUUGCAACUACCCUGCUAAAUGUGCGGACAACAAACAUGGACAUCCAACCUCCUAUGCCAAGACCUCAACAUGGAGUGCUCAAUCAUCUUUACAUGCAGAAAGAAAAGAGUAGUAACUCAGUGGUUGCCCUUGGUACAACACAUCGUUAUCUGGCCAAAUAUGUCACUGUGGUGCUUUACAAGUCUUUGCAGACGUAAAUCAUUCACACAAUGAGAUGGGCCACCGUCAUUAACAUCAAGACCACUACAAUAAAGUCAAGAUUGUACGGGUAUAAUGCAAUUGUUCAACGGGCAUUUAUCAGAUAAUUUAUUUUCGAUUCUUACAUAUUUGAUGAUAUACUUUUGUCAAGAAAUUUUGAUUGAGUGAUCAAAAGGAUAAAAUAAUUCCCGUGUUCUUCUCAUCACUGAUAGAUGGAACAACACUUAGGCGAUUAAGCUAUUUUGCGGUUCAUGUCCACCAAAUUUUCAUUUUCAUCUUUAGCGUCUCCGUCAUCUCUGUGGUUGGGUAUGGUUUUCAUCACUUAUUAGAGAUUUUGUGAUCAUUAUCCUGUAAUUUAACUUUUGCUAGUAUAAAGAAGUCUUUUGAUCUUGUUGGGAGAAAGAGUUUUAUAAAGAAACUGUGUACAUAGUUUUACA
Messenger RNA from Lathyrus oleraceus (garden pea), 1345 nucleotides. RefSeq names its product SNF1-related protein kinase regulatory subunit beta-2. The transcript is spliced from 4 exons. The record is from RefSeq and is a predicted model, not a curated record. Lineage: Eukaryota; Viridiplantae; Streptophyta; Magnoliopsida; Fabales; Fabaceae. The coding region runs from base 86 to 907 and encodes 273 amino acids. Gene Ontology annotation, molecular function: protein binding.